AUGGAUGUCAACAUGGACGAGUACCUGAAAGCCAAAGGCGUGAGUUGGUCGAUGCGACGAAUGGCUUUGACGUGCGACUCAAGCGUCCUUUUCAUGGAGCAUCCAACACGACCCAAGGACUUCCAAUACGAGAAAACGGAGUGCAGAUUUGUGUCACAUUACUCGACCGGACACCUUGAGACGAUUGGCCCGGAUCUUGAUGGCGCCAAGGAACAUGUAGCCCCGUAUACAAAUAUGCAAUUGGUUCUCAAGGAGCCACGCCUCAAAACAUCCAUCUCGUGUUUGCUGCCAUCGUAUCAAUUCUCGUUUCAAAAAAUGCUCGACGCAUCGUUUGAGGCCAGGCGGUACUACAGGCGUGUUCAAGUCAACGGC
Molecule: messenger RNA, 372 nt
Organism: Mesorhabditis spiculigera
Lineage: Eukaryota; Metazoa; Nematoda; Chromadorea; Rhabditida; Rhabditidae
Source: the annotation of a GenBank genome assembly